AUGGUACACAUAGGGUUCAGAAGCUUGAAAGCGGUGUUCAUUUUGGCCCUUUCGUCAUUGAUUCUGUACGGGAUUGUCACGACCUUUGACGGGAGUAGGGCAAGCCGUUAUCAACCACCUUACGUGAACCACUCACAGGAUCCACUUUAUCAUUCUGGGAAUAGCUACAACAGAGAAAACGCCACUUUUGUCACUCUCUGUAGAAAUGAAGACCUUUACUCAAUCAUCCAAUCAAUAAAGAAAGUAGAGGACAGAUUCAAUAACAAAUUUGCUUAUGACUGGGUGUUUUUGAAUGAAGUUCCUUUCACCGAUGAGUUCAAGGAGAGAACGAGCGUGUUAAUCAGUGGUCAAGCAAAGUACGGAUUGAUCCCCAAAGAGCAUUGGUCGUAUCCUGAUUACAUUGAUCAAGAAAGAGCUGCAGAGUCAAGAAGGCAGUUAGAAGACCAGCACGUAGUAUAUGGAGGUCUGGAAAGCUACAGACACAUGUGUCGAUUCAACUCUGGAUUCUUCUACAAACACCCGCUGAUGCUGGACUAUCGAUAUUACUGGAGAGUGGAGCCUGAAAUCGAAAUUUUAUGUGACGUUGAGACAGACUUGUUCAGAUACAUGCGAGAAAACAAUAAGACGUAUGGCUUCACUAUAUCAAUCCAUGAGUUUGAGAAGACUAUCCCCACACUUUGGGAGACUACUAAAGAGUUCAUGAAACAAAAUCCCAGCUACAUUGCUGAAAACAACCUGAUGAAUUUUAUCUCCGAUGAUAACGGUAAGACUUAUAACUUGUGCCAUUUCUGGUCGAAUUUUGAAGUGGCAGACAUGGAUUUUUGGAGAUCUGACGUUUACGAGAAGUAUUUCAAAUUUUUGGACGAUACCGGGAAAUUUUUCUAUGAAAGAUGGGGAGAUGCUCCUGUUCAUUCCCUUGCUGUCUCGCUAUUUCUACCGAAAGAAAAAGUCCAUUUUUUCAAUGAAGUGGGCUACAAACAUAGUGUUUACUCCAUGUGUCCAAUUGACAAAGACAUAUGGAAGAACCGUAAAUGCUACUGUGAUCCCAACACGGAUUUCACUUUUAGGGGAUAUUCAUGUGGAAGACAAUACUACAAAGCUACUGGUCUGACCAGACCUUCAAACUGGAAAGAUUAUGACUAA
Molecule: messenger RNA, 1143 nt
Organism: Komagataella phaffii GS115
Lineage: Eukaryota; Fungi; Ascomycota; Pichiomycetes; Pichiales; Pichiaceae
Product: Alpha1,2-mannosyltransferase
Exons: 1
Coding region: 1-1143 (380 amino acids)
Biological process (GO): protein N-linked glycosylation; cell wall mannoprotein biosynthetic process; protein O-linked glycosylation
Cellular component (GO): membrane; Golgi apparatus
Molecular function (GO): alpha-1,2-mannosyltransferase activity
Source: RefSeq, a predicted model, not a curated record